GGUAUGCUGGGCGGUGGCAACUACUUGAUGCGUUGCCGCCUACGUGACAAACUCUUCCCCGGGUCGUGGUCGAGGGCAGUGGAGCACUUUACGAAAACGAAGGUGCACUGUCCUUGACAGAUCGGGGACAUAUUAUGGCAAUUGCAGUGCGCAGGGGCAAUGUUGAAAGACCCACUCUCACAGAGGUUGGCUGCGGAGCGUGCCCAAACACUGGAGGAGGGUCUGGCGACAGAGGAUGAGCUUGAGCGUGAUGUAGGGGGCAUGCCGAAAGUUGCUGCAACACAAGCACAUAUUGAUGGCGAGGACAAUCACGGGGAGGAAGUGCCCCCACAGAGAGAUGCUACACAUGAUGUUCGCGACCGCUUGCGAGCAGAUGUUGGUAUGGGGGCUGAAGGCGAUGAGGCGGCCAUAAGAGUGCAGAAGGAUCUCGAUCGUCUUCUGGCUCUGGCUAUGUAUCGAGGAGGUGUGCCAUUCAACUGGCUACGGUUGAAGGAGACACAUGAUUACUGGGAUUACAUAGUCACACUCCUGCGCCCCUCCAUCGUGCCAGUGCCACGCCUCCUCUCAUAUGAGGAAAUGCGGACGAGGAUGUUGGACAUCAUUUUCCAUGAGGUUGCGGCGCUUAUAGCCCCAAAGAAGGUGAAGUGGGCAGAUACCGAAUGCACGCUAUUGACAGACGGGGCGACGGACCAGACAAACAAGUCGAUUAUGAACUUCAUCGCAGCAGGGAAGUCAGGGUCGGUCCUCAUUCGCACCAUUGAUAUGUCGGAACGAGAGAAGACUGACAUCAGUCUCGCUCAGAUUUGGGAGAGCGUCAUUCGCGACGACAUUGGAGUUGAUCAUGUCAAUGCGAUAUGCACUGACAAUGUCAAGGUGAUGAAGACCGUGACAGCGGCGAGCAUUCUGCAGUCUCACUCGGACCUCGAGAUUGCACGCAUUCUUUGGAUCCCGUGUGCAGCGCAUUGCUUGAGCUUGCUGCUGAGGGAUAUUGUUGCGCAACCUUGGGCGCAACUGGUCAUGAAGCAAGAGCACAAGAUUGUCAAGUUCAUGAGAAACAAGCAAAAGGCGCAGACACUUCAUCGCAAGGUUGGGGUUUCGUUGAACCUCAAGCGACCUGCGGACACGCGCUUCGGGACCGCUUAUAUGAUGUUGGAGAGGCUGUGGGACCAGAGGGAGGUGCUUGAUUCAGUGGUUUCAUAUGAUGCUUGGAAACGACUGCGGUGGGCAGGGGAUGCACGGGCGGACGAACCAGAGGUGCACAGACUAUGCAAAUCUGAUAGGUGGUGGAAGGAGGUGAAGAGGAUAAUGGACGUGAUGGAGCCGUGUUACACUUUCCUCAGGGCCAUGGAUCGUGACGGAUCGUCACCCUCAGGAUUAUGGGAUUUGGAGUCCAUCCUCAUCCGGAUGAUUGACACUUUGCAACUGCCAACGGGUGAGAGGGCUGAUCUUCUCACGGCGACUAGGCGGCCGGAUUAUCGCUACAUCGACGUAUGGUUCGAUAUGGUGGAGGAUCCCCCUAAGGAGGUGGAUGAUGCAGAUGUCAUCCCACCUGAUGUGGACGAGCAAGACUGGGAGGUUGUGGACCGAGCCAACCGUCGAAAGGACAGUCUGAGGGAUCUUCGGGCGAGGGUGGGAGGUCAUGUAGAUAUGGAGGGUCUAUUGUCCAGAGAUGAUGCGGAGGACGAGGAGGAGCACCGCCAUGAGGACGUAAUCGCAUCGACUUGCGGGAUGGAGAGAGGAGGCGCCUCGAGUUCACAAUGUCCCGCCACUUCAGACUGCGAGGUUAUUCCUGAGCGGUCCCAUGGUUGCGACGUGGGCGGAGAGGAUGCUACAGUUGAGGACCCGCCUCGUUCUGUGACGAUCGCUUCUGUUGCUAGCAUCGGCCACGUAGUUGGGAGUGGGGGGUCUGUCGAGGGGACAAUGCAUCGUGACACGGAGGACAACGUGAGGGAGAGGGCGAAGGGUGACGCGGAUCAGAGGGGGGCUGAACAGGUCGAGGACAGCGGCCUCCACCGGCAGAGGGUGGAGCAGACGAGACAACAAACCAUACACGGUGUGGGGGUUAGACAGAGUGUCAAGCAAACUGUGCAUCCGAGGAUGGAUCCCCUAUCGGACGCAAUUGAGCAUCGCCCAAACUUCAAUCGAAAGGAUGUUUCAGAGCAGAGGACCGAGAAGAGGGCGGUCGACAAUGCUGAGCAGAGACUACACGUGACUGUAGACCCGUUGAAGUCGGAGGGCGCUAAUCCUGCGGUGGUGCAGUCAGCGGAUCAGAGUGUGGGUGGGGGUUUGGACGCUGCGGUGGAGCAGAGGGCAAACUAGAGGGUGGACCCGUCUAUUACCUGUACAGCGGUGCCGAGGGCACACUUGGCUGCUACCCCCACAGUGCAGCAGAGGGUGGAGCAGAGAGUGAAGGUUACGGUUGAUGUUAGCGUGGAUCAGCCUGUGGGAGCAGGGAGAUCACACAUUGCACGCAACAAGUCAGGAGAGAGGAUUGACGAGAGUGUCGCGCAUGUCUCGAACGGUUUGUCGACUAACAAUAAUCCAAACACCACAAUAACGACUCCUCCCGUUGGCGAGCACCUGAAAGC
Molecule: messenger RNA, 2588 nt
Organism: Chara braunii
Lineage: Eukaryota; Viridiplantae; Streptophyta; Charophyceae; Charales; Characeae
Source: the annotation of a GenBank genome assembly